Messenger RNA from Canariomyces notabilis, 1329 nucleotides. RefSeq names its product kinase-like protein. Gene Ontology annotation, biological process: signal transduction; peptidyl-serine phosphorylation; endocytosis. Lineage: Eukaryota; Fungi; Ascomycota; Sordariomycetes; Sordariales; Chaetomiaceae. Gene Ontology annotation, molecular function: protein serine/threonine kinase activity; ATP binding. The record is from RefSeq and is a predicted model, not a curated record. The coding region runs from base 1 to 1329 and encodes 442 amino acids. Gene Ontology annotation, cellular component: cytoplasm; nucleus. The transcript is spliced from 4 exons.
AUGGCUUCAUCAUCGUCGAACGUUGUUGGAGUGCAUUAUAGAGUGGGGAAGAAGAUCGGAGAGGGCUCCUUUGGCGUCAUCUUUGAGGGAAUGAACCUUCUCAAUAGCCAGCAAGUGGCUAUCAAGUUUGAACCCAGGAAAAGUGAUGCUCCUCAACUGCGAGAUGAAUACCGGACAUACAAGAUUCUCGUCGGUUGCCCUGGCAUCCCAAACGUGUACUACUUCGGCCAAGAAGGGUUGCACAACAUCCUGGUCAUUGACCUGCUUGGCCCCUCGCUCGAAGAUCUCUUUGACCAUUGCAAUCGGAGGUUCAGCUUGAAAACUGUUGUCAUGGUUGCAAAGCAGAUGUUGUCGCGUGUGCAAACCAUCCAUGAGAAAAACCUGAUCUACCGAGAUAUCAAGCCAGACAAUUUUCUCAUCGGGAGGCAGGGUACUAAGACUGCCAACGUUAUCCAUGUCGUUGAUUUUGGCAUGGCGAAGCAAUACCGAGAUCCCAAGACGAAACAGCACAUCCCCUACCGCGAGCGCAAGUCCCUCUCUGGAACCGCGCGCUAUAUGAGUAUCAACACACAUCUCGGCAGGGAGCAGUCAAGGCGAGAUGACCUGGAGGCAUUGGGCCACGUCUUCAUGUACUUCCUCCGGGGCGGUCUUCCUUGGCAAGGUCUUAAGGCUGCAACGAACAAGCAAAAGUACGAAAAGAUUGGCGAAAAAAAGCAGACGACCGAGAUCAAAGACCUGUGCGCAGGCUUCCCCGAGCAGUUUGCUCAUUACCUCACCUACGUGCGCAACCUCGGAUUUGAAGACACCCCCGACUACGACUACCUGCGGGACCUUUUCACACAGGCACUCAAGGAAGCGGGCCUUGUGGAAGAUGGCGAGUACGACUGGAUGAAGAAGCAGGACAAGAAGGGGGACUGGAACCGCCAGACUCUGCACGACCCAAACGCCCGGCCCGGGGCCUCGGCCAUGGAGAUCCACGGCAACUCGCGGGGGGCCACCACUCGUCACCAAAGCGAGCAGCCAGCCCCGGUUUUGACGCAGGGUCGUUUAAACGCGACGCACCCCCCGCUGCCGAGGCCGGUGAUGGGCCAGCCGCAGCAGAAGCAACAAGGGCGGCCAAACGGCCCCGGAUUGGCAAGCCCACGCCCGGCAGUUGGGGGUUACAUGCAAGCGGCUCCUACACCAACAGGCUCGAGCAGCGCCCAGAAUCUACCGCAGCGGCCAAUGACGCAUUCGCCCGCCCUCAACAGCCCGACCCAGCAGCAGAAUAACCCUCAGCCGCAACCGACGGGCUUCCAGAAGUUCAUGAAGACUCUAUGCUGCGGUUAG